Messenger RNA from Phascolarctos cinereus (koala), 1123 nucleotides. It is a transcript of the gene VAMP5, whose product is annotated as vesicle associated membrane protein 5. NCBI's taxonomy places the organism in Eukaryota, Metazoa, Chordata, Mammalia, Diprotodontia, Phascolarctidae. The record is from RefSeq and is a predicted model, not a curated record. Gene Ontology annotation, biological process: Golgi to plasma membrane protein transport. Gene Ontology annotation, cellular component: plasma membrane.
CUCUGGCCACCAUGGGGUAAAAACAUGUCUAGUCAGGGUGCGGGACGACAGACCCUGCUCUUGCCCUGCACCCAGCAAAGUCCAAACGUCCAGUCCGGUCAUUGGCUCGUCUUGCUCUUUUUUGCUUCUUGGAAGGAGGCUGCAAUGAAGACUGGAAGGCUGAAGUCCAUCCGGGGAGGGGAGCAAACAAAUCGGGGAGCACUCCGCAACCCUCGGGGGACUUUCGAUUUCGCUUUAGUCUCUUGCGCGGUCAAAGCGCCUCCCUGCCUCGCCUCGUCACCUUUGCCUGCCCCAGCCCAGGGGCUGCCAGGAGUCAUGCUUCGCUCAGCCCUGCCACCCGCCCGGCCCAGGAGGUGCCCCCCUUUCUGAUCCUGGCUCCGCCUCUUCCCUCCUUCCUCCCAGUGUGUAUCUAAUCCCCCCCGCCCCCCAAGCCUGCCUGUGCUGCCCCAGGCACCUCCCGGCCGGCGAGACACACAACUGGAACGCUAACGAGCGGAGAGGACAGCUGCAGGAUGGCAGGGAAGGACUUGGAGAGGUGCCAGCAGCAGGCAGAUGAAGUGACUGAAAUCAUGCUGAACAAUUUUGAACGGGUCCUGGAGAGGGAUGGCAAACUAGCUGAGCUGGAACAGCGAUCCGACCAGCUCCUUGAUAUGAGCUCUGCCUUCAGCAAGACCACCAAGACAUUGGCCCAGAAGAAGCGUUGGGAGAACAUCCGAUGGCGAGUGAUCCUGGGCCUGGUCGUGGGUGCUUUAGUGGUAGUCCUUCUCAUCACGCUGCUCGCCGUCUUCAUUCCCCGGGAGUGAGCAUUGGCCACAGGGUAGGGGGAUUCAUCCAAGGCCGGGAGACUGUGCCAGAACUCGGGGAAAGAGAGGCCAACCCCACCCACCCCACUGAGCCUCUUGUGCCGCUGGGGCCCUGAGAACCGUGGAUGGUGAUGGAGUUGGAAAAACUCUGGGGACGUUUCUUGAGUGGACUUGACUCCACCUCAUACGCUGUUACUAGCCAUUGAUGCCUUGAGGCUUGCUGACCCUGAGCCCUGCUGACCCUGAGCCCGACAGGGUCCAAGCUAUCCUGCCCCACUGCUGGACCCUACAGAGCUCAGUAAAUACCACUAUUGGGUAAA